Paramecium octaurelia is the source of this 280-nucleotide messenger RNA. NCBI's taxonomy places the organism in Eukaryota, Ciliophora, Oligohymenophorea, Peniculida, Parameciidae. The record is from the annotation of a GenBank genome assembly.
GGAUGCCACAACUUAUGAAUUAACCGAAGAGGAUGUACAUUUCCUAUAGACCAUCAAUGAAAAGCUACAAAUUCUCAUUACUAUUGAAGAUUUUGAAUUAUACCUUGCAUUACUAGAUGCUAAAAGUGGGAAAGAUGUAGAAAUAGAUUUUAGUGAAUUUCUUAAAUUGAAACCAACCCUGCCACGAACCAUAAAUUAACAAACAAUUACACUUUAGGAAUAAUUAUACAACUAUUUUAAAAAGCAAAGAUAACACUUUUCUCGUUCACUUACGAGAUUC